This is a messenger RNA of Zerene cesonia (dogface butterfly), 3168 nucleotides long. Its product is annotated as amphoterin-induced protein 1-like. Bases 364 to 2562 code for a protein of 732 amino acids. Lineage: Eukaryota; Metazoa; Arthropoda; Insecta; Lepidoptera; Pieridae. Gene Ontology annotation, molecular function: protein binding. The record is from RefSeq and is a predicted model, not a curated record. The transcript is spliced from 5 exons.
UCGACUGCGAGUGAACGCCGCGCUGCCUAUAACCUCGAUUCGAAUUCGGAAUUCGAAUUUCGUAACUUCUCCAUUGCCUUGGAUUAAAAAAAAAAAGAAAAAAAUUACAUAAAAGAAAAGAAAUAUCCCGCCAUUUCGGCUGUCAACUUGACGUGUGGUUUGUGAAAUUUGUGCUCUUGUUUGUUUGUGCUGUGUUUGUGAGUGAUUAUACUGUUGCAGGAACUGGUGACCAAUUAUCAGCAACUGAUUAAAGAAAACAUGAAGUCACAUGCCAAUGAAAUUUAAAAAGGUCACCUAUGCUUCUAAGAACGGACAUUCAUCAGGAAUGCAUCAACACGAAGAAAUGACCAACAUUAUAGCAAAAUGGCUGAAAAAUGUUGGAAAACAUGGCUAAGAUUAUCCCUAAUAUCGAUUACUAUUUCAAUGUCCAUCACCGACUUCACGACUGAAUGCCAGCGUCCUUGCGACUGUAGGUGGCAAUCUGGCAACAAAGCUGCCAUUUGCUCAAACUCAAGCCUUAAAAUUGUACCUGCUAACCUUAGCAGCGACAUACAGAUUCUAGAUCUUUCCAACAACAAUUUACAACAGCUCCACCAAGAAGCAUUCAAGCGUGUAGGCCUAAGCAAUCUAAAGAAACUUUUCUUACGAGAGUGUAACCUAGAAGUUGUACAUAAAGCAGCAUUCGUAACUCUAGCUAUAAUGAUAGAACUAGAUUUGUCUAAAAAUAAAAUACGAUACCUACACCCAGACACAUUUAAAGGCACAGAGAAACUGAGAUUGAUAAACUUAAGCCAUAACUUCAUUGACAAAUUGGAGGACGGUCUGUUCCGAAACUUGAGGUUCCUGCAGAAAGUCGAAGUGAGCAAUAAUAGGAUAAUCCGAAUAGGGACGAAGGCAUUUGUCAACUUACCGCAGUUAAAGAUCAUCAGAAUCGACGGCAACAAUCUGAGUCACAUGAAGCCGGAAACUUUGAUGGCAUUAAGGAACUUGUCCGGCUUGGACUUACAUAACAAUCCCUGGCGAUGCGAUUGCAAUUUACAAACGUUCAGGGAUUGGGUGAUAAGUCACAAUUUAUACACUCCGCCUACAUCAUGCGCGGAGCCUGCCUCCAUUCGUUCCAAACUUUGGAACGAAUUAGACUCGUCGAACUUCGCCUGUCGGCCUACCAUAUUAGAACCUCUGCCAGAUUCAACACUCAAAAGUUAUGACGAAAACGUGACUUUGAUUUGUAAAGUCGUCGGUAAUCCUACACCAGAAGUUGUGUGGAGAUUUAACGGGAAAACUAUUGAGUUGCGAUCGUUUGGAGAAAUAAGAUAUGUCGUUACUGAAAAUACUGUUGAUCUCAUACGAUGGGUGAAUUUGACAAUUCUUCACGCUAGAUAUAGCGAUAGAGGGAAUUAUACGUGUGUAGCCGAGAACCCGGGUGGAUUAGAUGAAAAGACUUUAACCCUAAUUCUGUCUAAAUAUAGUGGAGCUGGGACAAUUGCUGGAAUGGACACUGAUUCUUUUGCUAUUAUGGUUGGGUGUUUAACUGCUAUAGUAAUUAUAUUUGGGGGUAUCCUAGCUGUGUGUCAUUUAACGGCACAGAAAAGUGAACUAAAAAGACUGAUAAAAACUGAUACGCGUUCGUCGAACGGUGAUGCGCUUAUUGAAGGAUCUGUGGGCUCCGAACCUGAAAAGUUAGUGAAGAGUGAGGGCGCCUGUAAAUCGAAUAAGAAAUAUGAUGCAACAAUGACGAGCCAAGCGACGGAAAUGUCGGAAUUAAAUAAGACACUGCUUGAUAGCGAUACAAUUUUAGCGAACGAAGAAAGCCACCGUCAUGCUUCAGAGCAACCGAACAUGUCUACAGAGUUGCUAAUAGAUCGUCUGACCAAAGACCCUCAGGCGUACCCUCCAGACCUUCUAUCAAUCCCUCUCCGCUCAACCAAUCAAGUGUCCCCAGGGCAAGAUAGAACGGUGGACCCAAACAGCCCGAAGUCACCAAACUAUGACGUCAUCGGCAUCAGUCCAGCGCUAUACAGCCGCCUGCAAUCAGCCAACAUAUUCCUGAGCCCGAAAGGCUACGUAACACUUCCAAGGCGACCAAGAAUAUGCUAUCCGGAGAACGAUUUACGUCCCCAAGUUUUGUCCAGCCUCAACGGGGUGUUACCUUACUACGACAACUUUAACAUGAAGAUCUUUGGGCACAGCGGCAAUUACUAUAGCCUGAACAAAAGUGAGAUGGAUUUGGGACCGGUAAACAAGAUUAAUUACGAGGGAGACGACUUGGAGCCGGCUCCAUCCCCCGCACCAGGUACACCACAUGCAACUAUACCGAGAAGUAGCGUCAGUUCACCAAAUAUCCACAACCAGCUGCUAAUGUCCCAAAUAACACGUGAUAGACCUUUGAAAAUAUCUCUGGAAAAUGAGACAGUGGUCAUUAACUCGAAAGAUAGAAUGCACAGCUUGCAUGCUGCAAACGUUGUUGGUGUGAGUUUAGGCAGGACAGUACAGAAGCCGAGAAAACGGAAUUCGUGUGAGCUUAAUGCGUUUUUGACGAGUGAUAAUGCGACUCAGGUAUGAAUGUGUUCAAAUGAGUCGAACAUUUUUAUGAAAGGGACGUUUUUACGGAACUAAGAACUACAGUUUUCAGCAUGUUUUAUAAUGUAGCGCGUUGAUGAGGUAAUGCAAUACCUUUAAAAUAUAAUUGGUGUAUAUUUCUGUUUGGAAUAAAUGUUUUAUUGUGUUCUGUCUAAAACUAAUAGUCUGUGGAGCAAGUAAUAAAGCAAUUUUGGAAAGUCAAUAAGAUAAAUUCAAUGACAUUUUUGUACAAUUACAAAUGUUUAUUUAUUUAACCUGUUUUAUUUUUUAAUAAAAAUAUUUAUAGUGGGAAAAAGUCGAUCAGCGGGAUUAAAGCCCUCCCUCGACAUACGGGGGCGAUGUCUUAUCACUAGGUCACCCAUGAAUAAAUCAGCAAUCGAAUUUUUUCUUCUCUUCCGGCUUCAUGUGCCUAAGGGACACCCCACGCCAUCUAUUAAGAGUAUCAGCAACUAACUCAACCAAUGUGAAACAUUAUUUCUGUUAUUAUACUAGCAUUUUUUCUUCAUAUUUUACAAACAUUUAAAAACGACAAAAAUAUUUAACAUUUAUUAGACUUUAGAGUAUUGCAUAAUAUUAUUUCAGACACCU